AUGGUCACGGCAAGUGACGCCUCUGAGCAUGUCACGUCGCCUUCUACCAUAGUCGUCGACCACAAUGAUUCUCAGAAUGCUCCUUCCAACAUUAAUCUCUUAACCCUGAACUGCUGGGGCCUUCGCUACAUUUCGACGCAACGUAACGCGAGACUGGACGAAAUUGGUCGCAGAAUCGCACACGCUGUGCCUACACCGCAGAUCGUGGCUUUGCAAGAAUGUUUCACUCAAGAGGAUUAUGAGGCUAUCCGUCACCAUACCCGUCAGAUUCUUCCCUAUGGAAAGUUUUAUCAUAGUGGUGCUUUCGGAGGCGGCCUCGCCAUCUUGAGUCACUGGCCUAUCGAGGAGAGUACCAUGUUCAAAUAUCCCCUCAAUGGACGCCCGACCGCUUUUUGGAGAGGAGACUGGUACGUAGGCAAGGGUAUCGCGUGUGCAAAAAUUCGCUUUGGGCCGAAACGAAAAGACAUUGUUGAGGUCUUCAACACACAUACUCACGCCCCCUACGAGCCUGAACCCGUGAGUACGUACAGUUGUCAUCAAGUUGCUCAGUCAUGGGAAAUGUCGAAGCUUUUGCGUGGUGCUGCCGAACGUGGACAUCUUGUUGUUGGUAUGGGUGAUUUCAACAUGUUUCCAUUGUCCAUAUAUCAUCGCGUCAUCACAGGGCACGCACCUGUUCGCGAUGUCUGGCGCGUACUACAUCCGGACAGCUCUCUCGGUCCCGCGUACCAUCCUUCUGAGCAGGAUCGCCACCGGCCGUUACCAACAGCCGACUUCAACCUUCUCGAGAAUGGAGUAACUAGUAACUCGGUCUACAACACAUGGCGUUGGAACAAGAAUCAGCAGAACCGCCUCAAGAAGGGCGAUAUUUGUGAAGUUCCACCCGACACCAUUGACCCGCGAGGCCAGCGCCUUGAUUAUAUCUUUGCCUCGACUGGUGUCGACCCCGAUGCUCCAACAACGACCCCUGGUUGGAUCGUAAAGUCCGCUCACGUUUCCAUGACUGAACGGCAUCCCGACCUGCUUUGUUCGCUUUCCGAUCACUUCGCUGUUCAGGCUACUCUCACCCGGCACACUCCUUCUCCAGCACCCACUCCAGUUGAUCCACGCUCCGAGACUCCCUCUGCUGCUCUGCAGACGGGUGCCUACCUGGCUCCCAGCAGCCCCGCCAGCAGCAUACACUCAGGCGACGCAGCGCAGACAGCCAAUCCAGAUGCCCAGCUCAAGCGCGGCCGCUCUUCCAACCGUGACUCGCUGCACGCAUCUACUUACGAUGAGAUUCUUGGCAUGAUCCAAAAGUAUCGCGCUCGUGAAUUUCAGCAGCGUUUUUGGCGCGGUUUGCAUUUCUUUGCUGCUCUGUUCAUCUGGAUCGCUUGUCUAAUUGCUGUGUGGUUCAGCCCUGAGAAUUAUGUCGCAUUUAUUCUCAUGCUCAUCAGCAGUCUGAGCUUAGUUGCUGGUGUUAUUGAUGGCCUGCUCUCCCUGCUCUUCUUUUCGUGGGAGAUUCGUGGUUUGAAAGAAUUUGAAUGGGAAAUUCGUAACGCCAAAACUGUGGUAUCUGGUGACCCUGUUGCAUUGGCAGAGUCCGAAACAUACCACAGUUCUGGGCAAAGGUCGAAAUCUCAAUGA
Molecule: messenger RNA, 1623 nt
Organism: Fusarium venenatum
Lineage: Eukaryota; Fungi; Ascomycota; Sordariomycetes; Hypocreales; Nectriaceae
Product: Endonuclease/exonuclease/phosphatase
Molecular function (GO): sphingomyelin phosphodiesterase activity
Source: RefSeq, a predicted model, not a curated record